Messenger RNA from Porites lobata, 3013 nucleotides. Lineage: Eukaryota; Metazoa; Cnidaria; Anthozoa; Scleractinia; Poritidae. The record is from the annotation of a GenBank genome assembly.
AUGGCGGCGCGAAAAGGCUUCGGUGCCCUCGUUUUUGGAGGAGGAAGCGGUUUAGGGCUGGCCGCAGGAAAGAGACUUGUUAAAAAUGGCUACAAAGUCGUUUUAGCGGACCUACCAUCGAGUGACGGUGACAGGGUGGCGCGAGAUCUGGGAGACAGCUGCAUUUUCGCACCAGCAGAUGUAAGUGGAACUGGCCUGGGCCAUAUCUUUGCCGCACCGCCCCUCCCCUCCCACCCCCCGCCUCCGGCUUGUAAAGAUGAUGAGAUUUUCUGACGGGGUGGCUGUGAGAGCAAUUUUGAUCUUUGGUAUAUUCUCGAGGGGAAAGAGAAAAAAAUCCAUUUUUGGCAUGGAAGGGGUUCCAAUCUGGUUUAACAGGUCCCUGAAGAAAUUUAAUAAUUAUUCAUUUGCUUUUAAUAACUGCACACUAUUGUCAGUGUUGGAGGUGCUAAAAUAUGAAGGAUUAUAGUUUGCCAACAACAGUUGCUGAAAACUGAUUUUCUUUAUGUUGCAUUGUUUAUUGAACAGGUUUCAUCAGAAAGUAGUGUUAAACAGGCUAUCAAAACGGUUGUAGAUAAAUGUGGUCCUUUGCGGGCAGUUGUGAACACUGCAGGGAUAAUGAAAAUUGCAGGAACUUUGUCUGAUACUGGGGAGGCCCAUUCUCUUUCCUUAUUUGAGGAAAUAACAAAGGUAUAGUAAAAUCUAUUUAUACCAGGCAAGACCAUGCAUUAGGUGCCAGCUUUAUUAACACAUAUAAAUUACUAUCACAAUCAGAUGCAGAGGUUGGGAUAACAGAUUUUAGUAAAAUCCAACUAAAGGUCUAUUAUCAAUGCUGUUAUAGCCCACUAAUAGCGAAAAGAGCUGGCUUUGAAAACCAAAACAAUGGUGGCUGAAUCGUGUUUUACUAGCUAAAGUUGUUUUGUCUCGAUAUUUUUGACCAACUAGUUGGAUUUUACUAAAACAAUAAUAUUCCUCUCGCCCUCAUGGCCUCUCACAAAUCCAGACAUGUUGUUUCACACAUGAUUAAUACUGAAAAUUCAAUUCAAUUUCCACAAACACAUUCAAAAAGUAAUUGAAUGAUGAAUUUGUGUUCCAGUGAAAUGAAUAUAUUAUUCAUCAUAGCUUACUCUAAAGGAUUUGUUUUGCAGAUUAAUCUAACGGGGUCAUUUAAUGUGGCCCGCCUUGCAGCAGAGCAAAUGGCAACUAAUGAACCUGAUGAGGGAGGGGAGAGAGGGGUGAUUAUUAACACCUCCAGUAUUCAUGCUUAUGAAGGACAAGCUGGAAAAGUUGCGUACUCAGCAACUAAAGGAGCAAUCAGUGGUAUGACGCUCCCUAUGGCCAGAGAUCUGGCACAGUAUGGCAUCAGGGUGAAUGCAAUUGCACCAGGUGGAUAUUGUUUACUUAAAAUGUGACUUAGACCCCUUAAAAAGUCCAUGGGAUAGGAAGAAACUGAAUUGUAUUGUAUUGUACUUCAAGUAGAAAGCUUCUGUAGCUUUAUAAUUAUGGGACUGAAGCAGUUUGGCAGGGCACAAAAGGGAGGGUCAUAGUAUAACAAGACUAGUUCGCAAGGAAGCUUCUAAUGAUUUUUCAUGUGUAAACUCUCCUCUCCUUGAAUGAAAAGAAAAAAAAACAGUCCUGCUAACCUCUUUGCAGAGAAAAAAAACCAGUAACAGCAACAGCAGAUGUGUGGAAAGAAUUGCACAGUUUGUGGAACAUAUUUUGUCACCUUGGUUGAGUAUUCAAAGUUUGGGACAAAAUGAAAAUUGACUUUUCUUUUGCAUAUACUUAUAAACAGUUCUGGCAACGUAAAUCCACAUUUCCUGUACCCCUUAUACUCAGCUCUUGCGAGUCCUACCACUUUUGUUUUGGGGGCAUGGAAACCUGAAGUUUCUACUUUUUAACCCUGUCGCCUAGAUCAUCUAGUUUCCCGGAUGUCUGACUUUGGUAUUUUCCAGGUAAAGACAAUGGGAUACUUUACUUACUACCAGGACCUAUACCUCACCCUAGGUUGUUCCUUUCAUUCCUGUAGGGGGGCAGCCAGGGAUGGGGGUGCGAAUUUCCCAUUUAUUGCAACUCAAAAGAUUAUUUCUUUGAAAUUGCAAAGAAAUAUUCUUCAACACCAACAAAUUCUUGAAAUUUAUGAAGAGCUUUCAGAACGCACCCAGACCCCUUCAUCAAUGCUGUUUGCUGUUAUUUGCUGAUUAUGAACGUUUAUGGUCUUGCAUAGCUUGUGUGAAAGUAGGUGGUUUUUCCUGGCCAAUGAUUUUUACACUGGCCCAGUCAAUGGAGUGGCCUGCGCCCUUAGGGUCUUUGGACACGGCAGACCUAAGAUCGCAGACUUGCACAGAAUUCAGGUGUUCAUUAAUAGCCUAGUACGCAGUUUCAUGUAGCCUAGUUUAAAACUUUGAAGAAUUUGUUGGUGUUGAAGAACAUUUCUUUGCAAAUAUAUGUUCCAACAGCCGAAUCUUUACUCUGUCAUUUCUUUAAAACGUUUUCUUUAUCUGACAUCAGGUAUGUUCCUCACGCCAAUGUUCACCAAAGGAAGACCAGAACCCUCCCAGCAGGAAAGUGCUGCCCAAAUCAUACCAUUUCCCAAGCGUAUUGCAGACCCAGAUGACUUUGCACACCUUGCUCUAAGCAUUAUAGAAAACAGAACAAUUAAUGGCGAGAUUAUUAGGAUUGAUGGUGCUGUACGAAUGCCAUAAACCUGGAAAAGUUAGGAUCUUACCUCAAGCAGGGAUGGACUUUAUUAGGCUGAAGAAUUUCAAAUCAGCAAAGUGUUAGGCUAAGCGUAAAAUAAGAGAAAGCUGUAGUGAUAACGGUCUCUGAUAGUGCAGUGUACUCAUCUUUUGGGGUUCAGUUUGUUUUAUUGAUAAGGUGGAUUUUAGCUUGUGUGGCAGCCUGUUCCAGGCUCUCAGAUAGUGGGGAAGACGUGAAAGUAAAGGCACGCUUCAUGAAAAAUUGUAGAAAAUUGUUUGUAUUUGCUAUUGAAGUUAAAAAUAUUGUAAUAAGAAUC